Molecule: messenger RNA, 639 nt
Organism: Penicillium expansum
Lineage: Eukaryota; Fungi; Ascomycota; Eurotiomycetes; Eurotiales; Aspergillaceae
Exons: 5
Coding region: 1-639 (212 amino acids)
Source: RefSeq, a predicted model, not a curated record
AUGGGAUACAACCCCAUGGAUUCCACGGCGGGUCCGUUGGACCCAAACAUCGAUCCCCAGCUUGGUCAGCUGAUGGAUACCCCGUUGGACCCAAAUAUCGAUCCCCAGCUUGGCCAGCUGAUGGAUACUCAGCUGGAAAUAAAGUCUGAGCCCGAUGAGGCCUCAACCGCCCCGACUGGUAUCGCAGAUGGCUUGCCAGAUGCGUCUUCUUGGCCGUUUGAUGAUUGUUGGAACAGCAUCCGUCCAAUCGAGCCUACAUCCUGGGCUCCCAAUGCAAAACUUUGCGACUGCCCCGAGCACUCUGAAACUACUUGGCCGGCCGAGCAUGCUGUUCUUGUGAAACUCCCAAGUGCCUGGAGAUUCUGUUUAUUUACUGACACCUCCCCAAUUCAGUUCAUUCCUGACUGUGCAAAGCGAUGCCCUUACUGUCCCUGGAAGACUGAAAGGUUGGCGAAAAUCGGAAACCCGGCACCAAUGUUGCGUCGACACAUUCGCCAAUAUCACCUAAAGGAACAUGGCGAUGAAUUCCCCGGUAUUACUGUUGAUCCGCUUCGUGUGUCUGUGAGAACGGAGUACGUUAGUUACGAACGAACUCAAGGCAGCCGUCCGAAAGUCGACAAGAACACUGAGGAGGCAUAG